AUGACGUCCCCUCUACCGGUCAGUACACCCGCUGUGACCGAUGAGGUCGCUGUCACUACUGCGGCUCCUGUGACUGGCGAGGUGACUAUCACCACGGCCGCUGGGGAAGCUCCGGGAAGGGACAAGGAUGAUUCUGAUGCUACCACCCCGGUCGCUACUGAGACUGCGACUGCCACUAGGAUCGAUGCUCCUGUUGAGCCUACUACUACUAUCACGACCCCUCAACCGGCCAGCACAGCUGCUGUGACCGAUGAGGUUGUUCCUACUACUGCAGCCCCUGUGACUGACGAGGUCACCAUCACGACGGCAGCUGGGGAAGCUCCGGGAAGAGACAAGGAUGAUUCUGAUGCUACCACCCCGGUCGCUACCGAGACUGCGGCUGGCACUACUACGAUCGAUGCUCCUGUUGAGCCUACUACUAUCAUGACGCCCCCUCAACCGGUCAGUACGCCCGCUGAGACCGAUGAGGUGGCUGUCACUACUGCAGCCCCUGUGACUGGCGAAGUGACCAUCAGCACGGCAGCUGGGGAGGCUCCCGGUAGAGACAAGGAUGACUCUGAUGCUACCACCCCGGUCGCUACGGAGGCUGCAACUGUCACGACUACGAUCGGUGCUCCUGUUGAGCCUACUACUAUCACGUCCCCUUUCCCG
This is a messenger RNA of Perkinsus marinus ATCC 50983, 651 nucleotides long. RefSeq names its product merozoite surface protein 2, putative. The transcript has a single exon. Lineage: Eukaryota; Perkinsozoa; Perkinsida; Perkinsidae. The record is from RefSeq and is a predicted model, not a curated record. The annotation marks the transcript as partial.